Messenger RNA from Fusarium coffeatum, 3453 nucleotides. RefSeq lists its product as uncharacterized. The transcript has 2 exons. Lineage: Eukaryota; Fungi; Ascomycota; Sordariomycetes; Hypocreales; Nectriaceae. Bases 1 to 3453 code for a protein of 1150 amino acids. Gene Ontology annotation, biological process: mitotic cell cycle. The record is from RefSeq and is a predicted model, not a curated record.
AUGGAUUCACCACCCAAGAGAAUGACACGGGCCAGAGCCGCCGCUAAGGCCGGCGACUCCUCCGUGAAAACCACCAAAAUUGUCACAGCUGCGGCACGGGCAAGGAGCACUGCGACUGCUGGCACAAAAAGCACAGCUGCUAAGAGAAAGACAAGAGCUGAUGAGAAUGAUGAAGAGGAGGAGCAACGCGAAGUUGCUGUCAGAAGAACGCGCGGUCGACCACGAAAAGUUGAGGAACAAGAAGCUGAAGUUGAAGCACCUGCGAAGCCUACACGGGGUCGUAUAGUGAAGAAGACAGCUACUGAAGCUCCCAAAACAACAACAACAACUGCUGCUGCCGCCGCCAAACCUACACGAGGAAGGCCCAGGAAGGUAGUGGCUGCGGCUCCUGCCGAGGAGACUGCGCCAGCCCCUGUUAAGAAGACUACUGCAACAACACGCACCCGUACCAUAGCAUCAACGACCACGACAAAACCCACAACAGCGGCCAAGGUUGCCCCCAAGAAGUCCGUCAAGUUUCAAGAGCCCGACAAGGAGAACAUUGAGCCUGCGGUUGAGGCGAAGGAACCUGCGCGGCCAGGAAUCAGAGGCCGACCAGCCAAGCGUGGAGGAGCAGCUGGAAGUCGAACAACCAGAGCGGCGGUAAGAUCCGCUGAGCCGACAGACAAUAAACCAUUAAGUCCUAAGAAGAUUACCCAGAUACCUGUCUCGAAGGACGACGAAUCCGAGGAUGAACUUGCCGGUGACAACCCACCUGUUAAACCCAUGAUGAAGAGCCCGAUCAAGCCCCCUUCCAACACUAUCAAGCCCCAGCCAGAGCAUAUCGAAGAACCUGCCGAGUCAACAGAUGGUGCUGAGAGUAUCAUCAACCCUCCAAGCCUUGGUGCACCCGUGUUGAGGUCCCCCGCCAAGAGACAACCUGCUUCGCCGAACAAGGACAGCCUGAGAUCACCAGCUCGUCGUAUUGGUGCUGUCCCUCUGCCUGGAUCGACUAUGAAGAACUCUCAGGAAAGCGAUGCUCAGACCGGAGACGGACAUUCUUUCAAGAACUCCCUACUUUUGUCUGCAGCUAAGCGACCACAGUCACCCAUCAAGGGCUUAAACUUCGCGGCACCUCUGCAGCCACAACAAUCACAAUCGGCGAUGAAGGCUUCUUUGCUCCUUUCACCGCCCAAGCGAGCUAUGCCUGCGCUGAAGCCCGUCACAGAGCCUCGAACCAGAGAUGCCGCUGCCCUCGGUGAGCCACCGAUCAUGAAGCCUCUGGUUCUGGGUACCCGUUCUCGUGCUGCUUCCACACGACCUUCUGAUAAGCUCAUGUCGGAGGAACAAGCCGAGCUGGAUCUUGACGGUGUUGAGGAGGACGUAUUCAACGAGCCUAUCGAGAAUCUGGAGUUCCCCGGUCGCCUAUCUGCCGUCCUUCCUCGUCACGCCGAUCCUGCCUGGAAGAAGGACAUGGGCAUCGUUGACGAGGCUGGUGAGGAGGUUGCUACAUUAGAUGAGCCCCAAGCGGAGGAGGAGAAUGUCCAAGAUGUCCAGGAGGCUGAAGAAGAAGCUGCUGUUGUCGAACCGGAGCCAAUUACAGAAGCGGCCGAUCUUACCGAGGAGGAGGAGGAUAGUAUGGUUGUCGACGAGGAGGACGCUGAUGAAGAAAUCGCUGAGGAGAAGGCUGUCGAGGCGGAUGUUGCUCCCCAAGAGACCGAACCUGAAAGCUCGACCUCGACUCAGUCUCCCGUACAGGAACAGAACCCUAUGUUUCAGCUAAGAGAGAGGGACUUGGAACCUCAGGACAUGGACUCGGAAUCAGAUGAUGAGAGCGAUGCUCCCGCCAAAGCAGCACCCGUGACCCCAACCCCAUUUGUUCGCAAGACACCCAAGACCUCUCGAGCCUCUAUGGGUGGCUUUAGUGCUCUUGCUGAUCGCCUGGGUUCUUGGAAGGCCAGCACCCCCAUCAAAAUGGCCCCUCUUAAUUCUGGGAAGAACAAAACCAGUGCACUCCCCGAGCGUGUUGUUACACCUCAAUCCGAGUCCUCGCCAGUUUCAACGCACUUCUUUGACGACGAGAUGACCGUGCGAGCAGGCAUGGGAGAUUUGCAAGCGGACAAGACUGCAGAGAUCGUGGAGCCCGACUUCGACGACAUGGAUGUGACGGAGGAGGAUGUUGAGCUGGCGCAGGAGGCCAAUGAGAUGUCCCUGAUGGAGCCUGAUGUCCUUGAGGAGGUUGUCAACACCGAGGCUUUCGAUGAUACCCUCUCCGAAGCUAGCCAAGAGUAUGGUGAUGAGAAUGAGGCACCCGUUACCCCUGUUCGACCCGUCAUGAAGACUUUUAACACCACCACCAAGGUACCUCUGAAGCCGGCCGACGAUUCCUCCCCGACCCCUCUUAAGAAGCGUAGCUUCAGUGCCUCGCGAGUGGCGCCUAAGAGGCCCUCUGGUCCAUCAAGGAGUGCUACUGUCAUCUCAUACUCUCCUCCCAAGGGAAGGAAGAGUAUGCCGGCUACCAUCCCUGAGAGUCCCUCCACCCCCUCGACUCCUGCUCCCGUCACUCCUUCAAAGUCUGACCUGUGGUCUUCGCUGGGUACGCCUGCGCGAACGCCUCGACGCGACCUGAACCCCUCAAUCCUUCGUGGUGCCGUCGUUUUUGUCGACGUUUACACUAGUGAAGGUGCUGAUGCUAGCAGUAUUUUUGUGGAACUGCUCACUCAGAUGGGCGCCAGGUGCAUGAAGUCUUGGAACUGGAACCCUAGUGCUUCUGGAAACGAAGUGACUUCUAGCAAGGUCGGAAUCACUCAUGUUGUUUUCAAGGAUGGCAGCAAGCGCACACUGGAGAAGGUCCGUGAGAGCAAUGGAAUUGUCCAGUGUGUCGGAGUCAGCUGGGUACUUGACUGUGAGCGUUUGAACGACUGGGUUGAGGAAAGCCCCUAUAAGACUGACAUCAGCAACGUCCCCCGCGGCGGAGCUCGUCGCCGCAAGAGCAUGGAGCCUAAGGCUCUGGCCAAUAUGAACGGCACUCUUGUUACCAGCCCUGUCAAGAAUAGCUCUCGCACUGCCCCUUCCACCCCCAGCAACCGCCGUCAGAGCACACAGUGGAUGUAUACCCCCUCGAAUCAAGAUGAAGACGAGGAGAUGGAGGAUCUCGAGUGGUCAGAAGCCAUCUUGACUCCUGUCCCCAAGACUCCUGCUCCUGAAGCUAUCGCUCGAUACGCCGCUGAACUUGAGCCCGAGACGCCUUCCGCUGAUGACGACGAUGAUGAUCUGGAUGAGUCCCCCACAAAGGAUGCUCUUCUUACGCGCACAUGUCCUCCCAAGAAGUCCAACAACUUCCGUGACGUGGGCUCUGGUAUCAUCAGCCAGACCAAGGAUGAUGGCGUUCUCAUGCGCCUCAUGGCUGCACGACGCAAGAGUCUGCAGUUUGCUCCCAAGAUUGGAAGCCCUCUCGCCAGGACUUGGCAGUGA